AAUUUUUGUACUUCAUAAUUUUGUGAAAAAAUGAAUAUUUCAAAAAAAUUGUUAAACAAUGCCCAACAAAUCAAAGAAUUAUUAUGUGUUAGUUCAUCAAAAUAUAAAAUUUCAUUCCACAUAUUGAUAAGAAAAUGGUCAAGUAAUGAAAUUACAUUACCUGAGACGGAAAAAAAAUUGGACGAUCCAUUAAUGUUAAAACCUUGUAAAAUUGAUUUAACCGAAUAUGCACCAAGUCUUCGGCCUACAUUUAAUUUUGCAGCGUACACUGAUAAAUCCGAAACAUUGCAACAGCUAAUAAAAUUAGGUGUAAAUUUACAUAAAUUAGAAAAGAAAGUUGGAGUGCCGGAAUUUAUUUUAAAAUUAGAUUUUGAACGUGAUAUAAAAAAGUAUAUAAUCUUUUUAACGGAUCAUGGCGUUGAAGCGAGUAAUUUAGGAAAUUUUAUUACAAAAAAUCCUCGAAUAUUUGGAGAAGAUUUAGAUUAUUUACAAAUAAGGUUGGAAUAUUUAAAAUUAAAAAAAUUUUCACCUGUUAUGAUAGCAAAAAUUUUAAAUAAUAAUCCAUACUGGUUAAUGUUUGCUACGGAGCGAAUCGAUCGACGUUUGGGUCAUUUUCAAAACACAUUUUCAUUAAAUGGACGAGAAGUACGAAAAUUAGCUAUUAUUCAGCCAAAAUUAAUUACUUAUAAAAUGGAAACGAUUAAACUAAAUACGUUUGCCAUUCAGGAGGAAAUGGGAUUUCAAAAACAUGAAGUUAAAGAAUUAUUAUUGAAACGGCCCAAAUUAUGGAUGAUCGAUCAAAAACAAAUGAUUGAGACUUUUUAUUAUGUUCACAAUGAAAUGAAAAUUCCACACAAGAUAAUUUUAAAAUUUCCUGAAACAUUAUUUUGUCGAAAAGCCCGAUUAAAAGAACGCCAUCAGUUCUUGGAAAAACUGAAUAAAGUACAAUAUAAUCCAACAAAAGAGAAUUAUAUAUCAAUUAAGGAAAUUAUUCAAGGGAGAGAUGUUGAUUUUGCUGUUAACGUAGCAAAAUCUACAAUUGAUAUUUAUAAUACAUUUUUGAAAACUUUGUAGGAAAAUAUCGAUUUUUUUUUUUUAGAAAAUUGCAAAAUAUUUACUUAUAACGUUUCUGUCAUCUAGUUUUAUAGCGAAUUCGUUUUCUUCUAGAAGCUUGCAACACCGAGCACUCCCGAAAUAUUAUUCCAAUUAUUAUCAUAUUUGAUAAUAAUGUAAUAUAAUAUUAUUAUAGUAUUUGAUAAUAAUUUAUUGUCAAAAAACAUUUGAAAUGAUAUCGUUAGUGUUCGUUCGAUAUUGCCAUCGGAAAACAAAUAGAAGAAAGCGAAUACGUUAUUAACCAAAAUAGCGCCAAAGGCCGUAGAGCCUUAAAAAAAAAACUAACGACCGAAAGAGAGAGGUUAUUAUAAGAAAUAAAACUAAUUUUGUAACUUGUAAAAACGUGUAUAUUAAUUGCUCUAAUAGUUUAAAAUAAAAAACAUUCAAAUAAAUAAAAUAUACAA
Chrysoperla carnea is the source of this 1517-nucleotide messenger RNA. It is a transcript of the gene mTerf3, whose product is annotated as transcription termination factor 3, mitochondrial. Gene Ontology annotation, cellular component: mitochondrion. Gene Ontology annotation, molecular function: double-stranded DNA binding. Lineage: Eukaryota; Metazoa; Arthropoda; Insecta; Neuroptera; Chrysopidae. Gene Ontology annotation, biological process: regulation of DNA-templated transcription; mitochondrial ribosome assembly. The transcript has 2 exons. The coding region runs from base 31 to 1074 and encodes 347 amino acids. The record is from RefSeq and is a predicted model, not a curated record.